Molecule: messenger RNA, 4663 nt
Organism: Aphidius gifuensis
Lineage: Eukaryota; Metazoa; Arthropoda; Insecta; Hymenoptera; Braconidae
Product: patched domain-containing protein 3-like
Exons: 9
Coding region: 535-3675 (1046 amino acids)
Cellular component (GO): cytoplasmic vesicle membrane; plasma membrane
Source: RefSeq, a predicted model, not a curated record
AGUACAACUCCACACGUUAUUCGCUACGGUUCGAUUGAAUAUACAUGAAAAAAAAAAAAAUAAAAAUCUUUCUCUCUCUCUCGAUACCAACAUUCAAAAAAAUACGUACAAUCUCCAUCUAAUUCAAAUAUUACUAGGAAAAAAAAGACAUAUAUACACUAAUAUAAAAACGAACUUUUCCGAAGUAUUGCGGAAAAUAUCGAGUGUCUGUUGAGCGGCGCAUUUGUAACCCAAAGAUCGAGACUUGGACUGAAUGAAGACUAAAAAUUUUCAGUUCAGUUCUCGAUGGUCCAACGACCUGUUCUCUCUAAAUAAAUAUCAAACGAAAAUUUAGACAUGACAGAUGUGAAAAAAAACUUAUAAUGUAUUAGAAAAUAUUCGCUAGAAAUAAAAGUGCUAAAUUUUUUUUUUACAAUUAUUGUUCAAACAAAAGUUUUUUUUAAUUUUAAAUCUUUAAAAAUUUUUUUAUUAUAAUUAUUUGUGAAUUUGUGACUUUGUGAAUUUUGUGAAAGUUUAAAGUUAUAUUUUUAAAAAAUGUCUAUAAGAAGAUCCAAGAAGAGGAUACGUUGGGAUUUCGUUGACGCCCUACUUUGUCGGAUAUUUUACCAAAUUGGAUUAUGGGUCGGUAAACGACCAGGAUAUUUUAUCAUCGUCCCAGCAUUGUUGGCUUUAACAUGCAUGACUGGCUAUCAAAAAUUGGAAUAUGAAAAUGAUCCUGAGUAUUUAUUUUCUCCCAUUGAUGGACCAAGUAAAUACGAACGAGCUGUUGUCGAAGAACAUUUCAAAGUAAAUUACAGCAGCUAUUUCAGUAUUGAACGAAUCACACGACCUGGAAGAUUUGGACACAUCAUUAUUGUAUCAAAAGAUCAAGAUGAAAAUAUUUUAAGGGGCGAAGUAUUUAGAGAAAUAAAAAUACUUGAUGACAUGAUUACGAAUGCAACAUUUGAAUAUGAUAGUCAAUCAUUUACAUUCAAAGAUAUUUGUGCUCGUUGGGAAAAUAAAUGUUCAUCAAAUAAAAUUCUUGACCUUGAUGAAAUUUUAAACAAACCAGAUAUAUACGGUAUAGAGUCAAUAAACUUUCCAGUCAUGUUUAGUCCAAUUGACUUUAAGCCAAUAAUAUUUCCAGUUCAUUUUGGUGGUACUGAAGUAUAUGAAAAUUCAACAAUUGAAUCAGUACCAGCUGUUCAACUUGCUUAUUUUAUUGCUGUUGAUACAGAACGUCAAAAAACAUUGGGUUCAAUUUGGGAAGAUAAAUUUCUUGAAUUAAUAUCUAAAGUAGAAAAAGAAAAUACUUUUAAACACAUAAGUAUUGCUCGAUAUGCAUCAAAAUCACUUGAACUUGAACUUGAAGAAAAUACACAAACAAUUAAACCAUAUUAUGUUAGUACAUUUUUAUUAAUGGGAGUAUUUUCAAUAAUCACAUGUAUGAUGACUGAUUCAGUUAAAAGUAAACCAUAUCUUGGUCUUAUUGGUAAUAUAUCUGCUUCAACAGCAACAGUAUCAGCAUUUGGACUUUGUAUGUAUUGUGGAGUCAAAUUUAUUGGACUCAAUUUGGCUGCACCUUUUCUCAUGAUAAGUAUUGGCAUUGAUGAUACCUUUGUCAUGUUGGCUGCUUGGCGUAAGACAAAUGUAAUGAAUCCAGUACCAAUAAGAAUGGCUGAAACCCUCAGAGAAGCUGCAGUGUCAAUAUCAAUAACAUCACUUACAGAUAUGAUAUCUCUUUUUACUGGUAUAAUAUCACCUUUCCCAUCUGUACAAAUAUUCUGCAUAUACUCAGGUUUUGCAGUUGUCUUCACAUUUAUUUUUCACAUUACUUUCUUCAGUGGUUUUCUAGCACUCAGUGGAUAUUGUGAAGAAAAAAAUCUUCAUAGUAUCACUUUUUGCAAAGUUGAACCACUUUCCAAAUCAACUCAUCGAUCAUUUCUUUAUCGGUGGUUUUGUGCUGGUGGUACUGAUCGUGAAAACCCUGAAAAUCCAAUUGACAAUCCUAACAACACAUGCAUGAGUUGGUUUCGUGAUACACUUGGAGAUUUUCUCAAUAAUUCAUUUGUCAAAACUUUGGUAUUAGUUAUAUUUUCAUUAUACUUAAGUGGUGCAAUUUAUGGAUUUGGACAACUCAAAGAAGGUCUUGAUCGUCGCAAGUUAUCAAAAGCUGAUUCAUACACAAUUGAAUUUUAUGAUCGUGAAGACAAAUAUUUUCACGAGUAUCCCUACAGAAUACAGGUUGUAGUAUCUGGACAAUACGAUUACAGUGAUCCAGCAGUGCAAGAUAAAGUAGAAAAUUUAUUAGUGAAUUUAGAAAAUACACAAUGGAUUGCUCGUGAUCAAAUUUACAGCACUAGUUGGUUACGUUCAUUUACGAGUCAAGAUGGAUAUGUAGCAUAUGAUAAUGAAGAAGAUUUUAUAAAUGGUGUAAAAUCUCAUUAUAAUCAAACAGUUAUUGAUCAUCCAUUAUCAUUAGAUAUACAUUAUGAUGAAAGUGGUAAACAUAUUAUUGGCUCAAGAUAUUUAAUUCAAGCAAGAAAUGUAACUGGUACUGUUCAAGAAACAGCAAUGCUCAAUGAAUUACGUCAAAUAUGUAAAAAUUCUGGAUUAAAUGCAACUGUAUUUCAUCCUUAUUUUAUAUUUUUCGAUCAAUUUGAUUUGGUAUUACCAACAAGCUAUCAAAAUAUGAUUUGGGGUGCAGUUACAAUGAUGGGUGUAUCAUUUUUUUUUAUACCAAAUUUAUUGUGCAGUUUUUGGGUUGCAUUUUGUAUUAUAUCAAUUGAACUUGGUGUUGUUGGUUAUAUGGCAUUAUGGAAUGUUAACUUGGACAGUAUAUCAAUGAUUAAUUUAGUAAUGUGUCUCGGUUUUAGUGUUGAUUUUACAGCUCAUAUAUGUUAUGCAUAUAUGAGUUGUAAAAAAAAAAGACCAGAUGAAAAACUUAAAGAAGCAUUAUACAGUCUUGGUCUACCAAUUGUACAAGGAGCAUUAUCAACAAUUUUUGGUCUUUUAGCUUUAUUACUUGCUGGUACAUAUAUAUUUCUUGUUUUCUUUAAAAUGGUAUUUCUUGUUAUUACUAUUGGUGCAAUACAUGGAUUAAUAGUAUUACCAGUAUUAUUAACAAUAUUUGGACCAGGUUCAUGUACAAACCAUGAUAAAGUUGAAGAAAAAAAAGCUAAAAAAGAUAUUGAAGAUAGUAUAUACUAUGAUUAUGUUCAUAAAUUACCAAAAUAUGAGAUACCACAUCCAAAAUUAUUGAGUUAUCAAAAUUUUAAACUACAAGAAAGUCCAAUAACAAGUAUACAAGGUUUUGAUGAUAGUGAUUAUGGUAUUGGUACAGGUGAAAAUUCAUCUGAAAAUAGUUCACCUACAAAUGGAUCACCCAAAAGUUGCACAAGAAUAAAUCAAAUUGAAAAUGAAAAAAAUAAUAAAAAUAAUGAUGGAUGGAGACAAUCAAUAUCUGUUAUUCCACUUUCAGAAUUUUCUGUUCGUGAAAUACCACUUCCAGAUUAUCCAGUGACAGGAAUUUACAAUCAACCGAGAGCAUUGAGAAGUUCACAACAAUUAGGAUAUCCAGUUUAUCCAAUGACAAAUGGUAUUGCAAAUGAAACAAGAGAUUACAAACGUAGUAAAUCACAUAAUAAUUUAAAUUUUCCAACCGGAAGAUAUUCUCUAGAUUUAAAAUUUGCAUAAAAAUAGAUUUUUUUUUUAAUUUAUAUAUUUUAUACAUAUUGUAUAAAAUUAUUUAGAUUAUUCAUUUAUCGAUUAUUGCCAAAUAAUUUAUUAUUGACAUUAUUCAUAUCAUUUUCACAUCGACUUGAUAAGAUUUAGAAAAUUACUUUUAAAAUUUAAUCAAGUUUGACAAUAAUAAAUUAAUAGUUUAAUUGCUUUUUUGUUUUUUUAUUUUUUUUGCUAAAUUUUUUAAAUGAUUUGUAGUUUUUUUUUAUUUUAUUUUAUUAUACAAUCAAUGAUUAUUAAUAGUGUACAAAUAUAUUAUCAAACUUUUUUUUUUCUUUUUCUUCAUAUAUUAAUAGGAUAAUUGAUUGAUUAGAAUAAAUUAUAGAUAACGAAAAAAUGAAUAAAAUCAACGCAUGCAGAAUUCGUAUGUGAUUGUUUUAUGCUGUAAAAAUACAAUGCUCAAUAAGUUAAAAUCAAAAUGAAUGAUAUAUUUUUUGUAAAAUUAUUACUAGAAAAAUUUUUAAUUUUUUUUUAUUGUAAUUCGUUUUUUUGGAAUUUAUAUUUUACAAAAGACAAUGAUGUCCAUGUUCAUCAUUAGAAUUGUAUAUUUUUUUUUUUUAAUUAUUAAAUAGCUCAAUGUAAUUUUUUUUUAUUUAAAUUAAUGUAUUUUUAGUUACAAGUAUUUUUUUUCGUCUUUUUUUUUGUUUAUUUAUUACAUAACAUUUUGAUUUUUUCAUUAUCAAAUAAUUAUAUGAAAUAAUAAUAAUAUUUCAAUAAACUAAAAUAUAUUAAUUUUCUAUUACUGGCAUAGUAAAUUUUCAAAAUUUUUUUUUCUUACUUCAAAACAUGGUUGUAAUUAUACUUUGAGUUUUUUUUUUUUUUUUAGCAAAUAGUAAUAAGUGUAUUAAUUUUUGUAAAUAUCGCUGAUAAAAUAUAUGUAUAAUCUAAUUAAUUGUCAAAAUUUUAUUGAGUUAUUUUUUUGAAUAAAUAAAAGUAUACAUUA